Messenger RNA from Guyanagaster necrorhizus, 978 nucleotides. RefSeq names its product RNA-binding domain-containing protein. The transcript has 6 exons. Gene Ontology annotation, molecular function: poly(A) binding; structural constituent of ribosome. Gene Ontology annotation, biological process: translation. The record is from RefSeq and is a predicted model, not a curated record. Lineage: Eukaryota; Fungi; Basidiomycota; Agaricomycetes; Agaricales; Physalacriaceae. The coding region runs from base 1 to 978 and encodes 325 amino acids. Gene Ontology annotation, cellular component: ribosome; cytoplasm.
AUGACCGAAGUCGAGUCAACGCAACCUCCGGCGACCGGUGAACCAGAGGCGAUAAUCGACGAUGGCGAGGAAGCUGAGACCAAGGAAAUUAUGCUAAUGAAGCAACGGGUGGAGGAAAUGGAAAAGGAAGCUAUGAAGCUUCGAGAGAUGCAGGCUGAGGCGGAAAAGGUCAAUAACGAUGGCUUGGAUGCUGGCGUUCCGAUGGAAACAGAUGAAGAUAAAGCCGCUGCGGACAGUCGGAGCGUUUAUGUCGGUAAUGUUGAUUACAGUGCCACACCAGAGGAGAUCCAGGGUCAUUUUCAGGCCUGUGGAACUAUAAAUCGAGUUACCAUUCUGUGCGACAAGUUUACAGGACAUCCGAAGGGUUACGCGUACGUGGAGUUUGCCGAGCCAGAACACAUUGAUACUGCUUUAACCAUGGACAACUCUCUAUUCCGCGGCCGUUUGAUCAAGGUUACGGCAAAGCGGACCAAUCUCCCUGGGUUCAACCGAGGGCGUGGUCGGGCCAAGACAGAGGCAAAGGCAAAGGCGUACCCAUUCUCCAAAGCCGCCAUUAUACGUCCUGAACCAACUUCGCAUAUUCCCAAUGCUCUGCGGGAAGGCAAAGGCCUUAUGCCAUACCUCUUCAAAAAUCUUCCUCCUCGGGACAAGCAAAAGAUGCUCCGAACGUUAUUUUCCCGCAAGUCUCCCAGCCAAUUGAAGCCAGGCUCCAUCCUCACCAUCACUAUGGACCAUGCGCCAUCCGUUUUCACGGGCGUGCUGCUCUCGAUACGGCGGCGUGGUCCCGACACUUCCGUUGUUCUACGCAACAUUCUGCAGCGAACGGGUGUGGAUAUGCAGAUAUUCGUCAAUUCGCCGCAUGUGAAGGAGAUAAAGGUUGUGCGAAAACCGCCGAGGGGUAGAAUGAGACGGGCGAAGCUGUUCUAUUUGAGAGAUGCACCCGACAAGAUGAGCAUGAUUGCAGGUGCCAGAAAGUAA